CUUGUUUCUCAUCUGAUUUCCUUAAUUCCUACCCUGUUAUUUAUUUAUCAUAGCUUUUUUUGUGAAUGUCUAUCUCUCACUGACUGCAAAGGGUAACCAUUGAAUGUGCUCAAAGUGCAUCAAACAACAUCAACAACAACAGGAACAACCAAGAAAUUUUGUUGUCCCCGCCUUUCAUGAUGAUGAACCUUUUAACCUAAAAAAAAACUAUUUAAAUGAUCCAAUGGGAAAUCAGUUGCAAGGCGGAGAGUAACAAAUAAGGUGGAGUUAACAGAUUAUCUGUGUGUUUGAAUGGGAAUCAACAAUUCUGAGUUUUUGCUGGCUGAAAUGAACACACACAGAGUAAAAGAGAGAGAAAGAGAUUCAGAUUCAGAAUCACCAAAUCAUUGGUUGAAAAUCAUUGAAAUGGUUAAACAAGGUGAACAAGUUUACAGUUGAUGAUUGAUAUAAGUAAACCUCAAACAACACCAUAUCCAGUCUCUAACCAUUUGACACCCUUUAAUAGAUUGUUAAUUGUAAAAGUGUUUUAUAAUUGUCCAACCGUUUUUACAUGUUGUACCUGUGUCUGUGUGCUUAUGUGUUUAAUUAAUAUGGAAGCCAGCAAUUAUCAUUAAUUCAACUGCAACUCAAGCAUUUGGUUAGUAAAUCAUCAAAGCCAAAUACAAAGGAGUCUAAAGCUGGGAAGGGAAGGAAAAAAGUAAAUUAUUGGUUUUUAUUGUUCAAAACUUGCCUACAAUCACAAUUAGCUGAAGACAAGUUACUUUGUUAUUUAAUUGGAAAUCAAGGAGACAAAUUUAAUAACAUUAUCAUCCUUAUAAUCAUCAUUAUAAUCACCAUUACCAUUACCAUUAGCAUCAUCGUCAUCACCAUCAUCAAUACCUUUGAUAACAUUAAACGUUAAACCAGGAAGGAGAAGCUGUUAAUUGUUGUUACUCUUUAUUGUUUAUUGAUUGUUGAUAUCGGAAGGCCACAAAAAAUAGACGUCCAGAGCAUUUGGCAAGAAACCAUUGAAAUGUACAGCCAUUCAGCUCAAGUAUCAAGUCAAUCGCCAACGGUAAACUCAAUGCCUUUCCUUUUAUCACCAAAUAACUGUGGAUACAAUUUAACAAGUUAUUAUCAAGGGGCAAACCUAGCCCUUGGCCAUUUAUCACUGCCCAGUUCCCUUUGGGCUCCUCGUACAAGUACAGCAAAUAAUCGUAACACUAGUGGUAACAAUAAUAGUCAACUGCGAUUAGCAAGUUCACUUCGUGAUCAACCCUUGUUGAGUCGCACUUCAAUCGGAUCAACAGGCCCAACAGCUUUAUCCAUGUCAACCGAGUCAAGCAUGGCCACUGCACUGGCUGCAGCAACAGCAGCGGCCAAACUAGAGAUGACCAAGCAAACCUGGAAUCCAUUGCAAUUGAUACCUUUUCUUAGUGGUGCUGCUGCUGCUUCAGGUGUUCACCACCCAUCUCAUCAUCCAUCCCACCAUCAUCCCCACCACCCUCACCAUCAACAACCCCUUCACCAUCCUCACCAUCAUCAUCAACAUUUAAUUGAAAAUCUUACCAGUGAAUCAAUUUCAAUGGUAAUGCCAACAAGUGAAAAUGGAUUAACCCGAAAGAGUCCUUCAUCUACCGUCAACUCAUCACCAUCCAGUUCACCACUAGUCAAGGGAAACACCGUAAGAAACUCUGAAUCAUCAUCUUCCUCUUCUCACCGAAAUCAUUACAACAAUUUCCACCUAAUGUCACCUUCAUCUCCAUCGACAUCAUCAUCUUCAUCGUCAACCUCAUCCCUAGUAAACAGCAAACAAAAUUACCAAGAAUCUAAUAGCAAAAAAUUGACUCCAACAAUUUCAAUAACACCAACGACAACAGUCACAUCAACCUCAUCUCCAUCAACAACAUCAUUACAGGUAAACCGUAAUCAAACAAGUAAAUCAAACCAUUCUCAUCACAAUGGUUCACCUCUCUCUGCUUGGUCUGCCGCUGCAGCGGCGGCAGCAGCAGCUUAUGCCUCUUUACUGCCCUCGACUACCUCAAGUCAACCAAGUAAAACAGCAAUGUCAACAAACAAAGUUUCAUCUUCAUCUUCAUCAUCACCAAAUGUUGCAAGUUCAUCACAAAAUGUUUCAAGUCAAGAAUUAAAAUUAAACAAGGAAAAGGCAAUCCAAGAAAAUGGUUAUCACAAUGAUUCAAAUAGUAAUGAUAAUUUUUAUUCAAGCAAACAUUUUGUCCCACCUGAUGUAACCUAUUCAACUGAAAGUUUAUCCUCUGUUAAUGACCUUUCCGUUGACUCUUAUAAGUCUCACCUUUCAACUGGUUCAGGUGAUUCCAACAUGUCAACUUUGUUUCCAACUCAGGUUGACUCUGAAGAGGAUAAGCCGUAUUUCAAUGAAAAUAACCUCAACAAUAACCAUGUAAAUCGAGAUGACAAUUUCAAGCGAAAACGAAAGCGAAAACAAAAUUACUUUAAAAAUGGAUCAAAAAUGGGAAAAGUGAGCAACAGUGAUAACAAUGAAGAUAUAAAUGAGGAUAACAAUGAUGAGAAUAAUGAAGACAAUGAUAUUAGUAGGAAUGGUGAGGAAGAGGAUGAGAUUGACUUGGAAGAUGAGGAAGAAGAAGAUGAUGAGGAAGAUAAAGAUGAAGACGAUGAGGAUGAUGAAGAUGAGAAUGUGGACAUUAUUGGAGAGAGAAGGCGAAGACGGCGAAGAAGAAGAUGCCUGGAAAGGGAAGAGAAGGAUGAAAUUGAAUCAAUUAAUUUGGAUUCUCUGAAAAAUCGUAAAUCAUUGGAAAGUUUAAUGAAAGAGAAAAGUGUUGAUCAUUUUGGUUAUCAUCAUCACCACCAUCAUCGAGUGGACACUCAUUCAAGGCAUCACCAUUCAAGCACAUCAUUGACCGAUUAUUCAAUUGAUCAACUGUUGAAAAGUUCAAGUAAACAGUCGACUCGAGAUAAAAUGGGUUCACGGUUGAUUACAUUUGAUUCAGGUGAAGGUGAUCAAAGUGAUGGCCGUGAUGAAGCCACUUUACCGGGUCAAACAAGGCAGACAGGCUCAUCGUCAAUCUCACCAGCAACCGUCUCGGCAUCAGCAGCAGCAGCAGCCGUAACCUCAGUGGCCAUUGCAACUGCAGCCGCAGCACGACUCUUAACCAGCAACUCUGAUCAAGUUCGUAGUCAAGUCUCAUCUCAACUUUACCGACCCUUUCAAGAUAUACCUCGUUACAUAGGAUUCCCGUUCUGUGGUUUAACUGGUCAAGGUUUAACAUCAUUGAUGGGACAAAAAGUCAACAAUUUGGACAAUAGUUCGUUAGUUAGUCGACUUUUUGGCCCUCACCUGGGUCCAAACGGUCCUAAUGGUUUCUUUUCCCACCUUCACUCGUUUUCUCGCGGAUCACCCAUAGAAACAAACGGAACAGCCACCACUGAUGGGGUUGUCUUUUCAUGUGUUAAAUGUGAUAAAAUGUUUAGCACUCCACAUGGACUUGAGGUUCAUGUACGUCGAUCACAUUCAGGUAAACGUCCCUUUGCUUGCGAGCUGUGCAACAAAACUUUUGGCCAUGAGGUUAGCUUGUCCCAACAUCGAGCUGUUCAUACGGCAGAGAAAACAUUUGAAUGUAAACAAUGUGGGAAAAGUUUUAAACGAUCAUCAACCCUAUCAACUCACCUCUUAAUUCAUUCGGAUACAAGACCUUAUCCAUGUCAAUAUUGUGGCAAACGAUUCCAUCAAAAGUCGGAUAUGAAAAAGCAUACAUACAUACACACAGGUGAAAAGCCUCAUAAAUGUUCAGUUUGUGGUAAAGCAUUUAGUCAAUCAUCCAAUCUAAUUACUCACAGUCGGAAACAUACUGGAUUCAAACCAUUCGCUUGUGAUGUUUGUGGACGCGCCUUUCAACGAAAGGUUGAUUUGAGGCGACACAAGGAGACUCAACAUUCCGAGGUUAAACCAUUGACAAACUCAGUGACUUCACCUUCAAACACACCAGGAACAACAUCAACAACUAGUCCAACAAGUCCUCAUAACCAUCAUCACCAUCCUCAUCAUCCACAUCAUCAUCAUCUCCCGCCUCCUCCACCGCCACCAACCCUUGCUUUGCCUCCUCCUCUUCCUCCUUCACAUAGUCAUCAUAUUACCAACAUGACGAUAACAGGAAUUCCUGAGAAUCAAUUAACACCAUCUUCAUCUUCAUCAUCAUCAUCAUCUCAACAAGCAACUCAGCCAUCUUCCUCAUCAUCAUCAACUCGUUCAAUACGUUUACCAACUGAUUAUCGUGUUCAUUCACCAACCACUACCAUCACAUCUCAUCACAAUAUUAUUUGAUUAAUUAACAUUAAUUAAUCUUCCUAUCAUCAAACUGAAAAGGACAUAAAAAUUGUUUUCUUUUUCUUGUCAAAUUUCUUCAAUAAUUUAACCAAAUAUCAUGAAAAAAUAACAAGGUUAUCUUUUAAUUGUCCCAUUAUCAAGUGCAAUCUUUUACCAAAUUGUAUCAAGUUGAACACAAACACACUCACAAAACUGAGUAAUAUCAUAUUAUUCAACUAUCUGUGGAUCAUGUAAUUAUGAUUAAUAAAUAAUAAAAACAAACCUAAAUC
This is a messenger RNA of Tetranychus urticae (two-spotted spider mite), 4572 nucleotides long. RefSeq lists its product as uncharacterized. Gene Ontology annotation, biological process: regulation of gene expression. Lineage: Eukaryota; Metazoa; Arthropoda; Arachnida; Trombidiformes; Tetranychidae. The record is from RefSeq and is a predicted model, not a curated record. Gene Ontology annotation, cellular component: nucleus.